CUAGCCAUGGCACCCGCUGUUGGUAUCGAUCUUGGAACCACCUACUCUUGUGUCGGUGUGUUCAGAGAUGACAGAAUUGAAAUUAUUGCCAAUGACCAGGGCAACCGAACAACUCCCUCUUUUGUGAGUUUAUCUUGGAAAAUGAUACUGGUUUUCUCUUUAUCCUUGAGUGGCUGCUAAUACUUUUUCCCCGGCAUAGGUUGCCUUUACUGAUACCGAACGUUUGAUUGGUGACUCCGCAAAGAAUCAAGUCGCCAUGAACCCGUAAGUUGAUCAUUGCUCAUCUGUUGCCUAGAGAACUCUACUGACGUUUGCUUAGCCAUAACACCGUCUUUGACGCAAAGCGUUUGAUUGGACGCAAGUUCGUCGAACCAGAGGUGCAGGCAGAUAUGAAGCAUUUCCCCUUUAAGAUCAUCGAUAAGGGCGGAAAGCCGUUCAUCCAGGUUGAGUUCAAGGGCGAGACCAAGGUGUUUACUCCCGAGGAAAUAUCAUCUAUGGUCCUUACCAAGAUGAGGGAGACUGCCGAGUCAUACCUUGGUGGAACUGUCAACAAUGCGGUUAUUACUGUUCCCGCAUAUUUCAACGAUUCGCAACGUCAAGCCACUAAGGACUCUGGUCUGAUUGCUGGCCUUAACGUCCUCCGUAUCAUUAACGAGCCUACCGCGGCUGCCAUCGCUUACGGUCUCGACAAAAAGGGCCAGGGAGAGCGUAAUGUUCUUAUCUUCGAUCUGGGUGGUGGUACUUUCGAUGUGUCCCUCUUGACUAUUGAGGAGGGUAUUUUCGAGGUCAAGGCGACUGCUGGUGACACUCACUUGGGUGGUGAGGACUUUGACAACCGUCUCGUCAACCACUUCGUCCAAGAAUUCAAGCGCAAGCACAAGAAGGAUCUCACUUCCAAUGCCCGUGCCCUUCGCCGCCUUCGUACCGCUUGCGAACGUGCUAAGCGUACCCUCUCCUCCUCUGCUCAGACCUCGAUCGAAAUCGAUUCACUCUACGAGGGUAUUGAUUUCUAUACCUCGAUCACUCGUGCUCGUUUCGAAGAGUUGUGCCAGGAUCUCUUCCGCUCUACCAUGGAGCCUGUCGAGCGCGUCCUUCGUGACUCUAAGCUCGAUAAGAGCUCCGUCCAUGAGAUCGUCUUGGUUGGUGGUUCUACCCGUAUCCCCAAGGUCCAGAAGCUGGUGUCCGACUUUUUCAACGGGAAGGAACCCAACAAGUCCAUCAACCCCGAUGAAGCUGUCGCCUACGGCGCUGCUGUCCAGGCUGCCAUUCUUUCCGGCGAUACCUCUUCUAAGACCCAGGAGAUCUUGUUGCUUGACGUUGCCCCCCUUUCCCUCGGCAUCGAGACUGCUGGUGGUGUCAUGACUCCUUUGAUCAAGCGCAAUACCACCGUUCCGACCAAGAAGAGCGAGGUUUUCUCGACUUUCUCGGACAACCAACCUGGUGUGUUGAUCCAGGUAUUCGAGGGCGAGCGCGCUCGCACUAAGGACAAUAACUUGCUCGGGAAGUUCGAGCUUACCGGAAUCCCCCCCGCCCCCCGUGGUGUACCUCAAAUCGAGGUCACCUUCGAUAUUGAUGCUAAUGGUAUCCUGAACGUCUCUGCUGUUGAGAAGGGUACCGGGAAGACCAACCGGUAUGUGUCUUCAAGCUUCCACAACAUAUUCUUGCGUUAUACUGAUUGGGUUCUAGUAUUACUAUCACCAACGACAAGGGUCGUCUCAGCAAGGAGGAGAUCGAGCGUAUGCUUGCGGAGGCCGAGAAAUACAAGGAGGAGGAUGAUGCGGAGGCGGCAAGAAUCCAGGCCAAGAACGGGCUUGAAUCUUAUGCUUACUCUCUCCGUAACACCCUGGGCGACGAGAAGGUUGAGGAGAAGCUUGACGCUGGUGACAAGGAGAAGCUCAAGAAGGCCAUUGAUGAAACUGUGGAAUGGUUAGACAACAAUACCACCGCUACUAAGGUAAGUUCUAUUCAUUUCAGUUCAGGAUAAAGGAUACAUUCUAACAAUUAUUACAGGAUGAGUUCGAAUCUCAGCAGAAGGAGUUGGAAGGGGUUGCUAACCCCAUCAUGAUGAAAUUCUACCAGAGCCAAGGUGGUGCUCCUCCUGGGGGCAUGCCGGGCGCUGGAGGUUUCCCUGGUGCCGGUGGAGCUCCCCCAUCUGGUGGUGGUGAUGAUGGCCCUCAGGUUGAAGAGGUGGACUAAAUGGAAGCCGAAUAAACCGCAAAAAUACAUAGAAGUCUUGUAUGCGCAGUUUCCCUCUCCUGUUCUCUUUCUUCCAAUAAUGUCAUCCUGGGGUUUAAGAUAGGGGCAGAAAAGUAGCGUGCUUUAUUUUUCAUUACAUCAGGUUUUCCUUUUCCUUCAAGGUUUCCUUCCUACGGUUUCUUACACUUUUUCCCCUUACCCACUUGUAUUUACCAAAGGUUCAUGGGUCUACGAAAUUAAGUUUUCUCUUUUUU
Molecule: messenger RNA, 2450 nt
Organism: Tuber aestivum (summer truffle)
Lineage: Eukaryota; Fungi; Ascomycota; Pezizomycetes; Pezizales; Tuberaceae
Source: the annotation of a GenBank genome assembly